AUGCAACUUGGAGCAGAAGACACAAGCUCCAUAGAACUCCUCUGCAGUCUAGCCGCCGUCGAUACAGAAACUGCGCGUCGGGUCUUCCACAAACAUGGCGGGGACAUGAACAAGGCUGCGGAAGCGCUGUUGGGGGGAGAUAAAGGCGAAGACCACUGGUCGACCCAAGUUCAACGCCAUAACACCCCGGAGAGCAGCUAUUACGAAAAUGCACCAGGACCUCCGAUACAAGUUACACCUGCGCCAGCUGGAUCCGAGAUUGACUUGACGGGAGAAUCGGACCCGUAUCAGACGAUUCCUGCAGCUAGUUUUGGUCCGAGUAACAGGGCUCCAGAUCCAAAUUGGCAAAUGGUGCCAUCCAACCUUGCAGUAUCAUCCACACCCGCUGGGAUCAGCCAAGAAGACCAGAGUUUGAACGACGCAAUAGCAGCAAGCUUGAACGAUUUCAAGUCCGAGGAGAAAGACACAUUUGAACUGACUCAGCAUGUUCGUGAAGGGGGACGGCCUGUCGCGCUGCGACCUGAAUCUCCUUCAUUGGCCUGCGCCGCACUAGUGGUUCAAGCACUAUACCAUGUCCCUCAAGUGCGAGCAGCCGUUGCGCAAAUCGGUUUACCUGACGUACCCUCGGACGUCGCUCUCAGCCAUUCUGUUCGUGCUGUCUGGAACUUGGUCGAGCUCUUUACGAACAUGGACUUGGCGCAACUGGCUGUUAUUGUCGACGUGGAGGUGUUACCAUCCCUCGUGAAGGAGGAAGAGAUGGAGAAGACGGGAGAUAAUCCUUCAGACCGUGCGGCUGCCAUGCUGAAUAACCUUGGCGGUACACUGGAAGAAUACCUCUCUGCCCGGACUGAAUUAAUCCCCCUCUUUAACUUCACCCAUGUCAACGUCGAGCUCAUUAACCGCCUCCCUCGGAAGGUCAGCCGAACAACAAUUGGUGGGAUAGUCAAGAUCGAAUUCGAUGGAACCGAGAACGAUUUGAUUCAACGGCUUUCCUCCAUCCUCUCCCGCUAUGAAGAGGGGAAAUCGUCACACGACGUUAUAGUCGACCCCUCGCAAAUGCUUGCAUUUAAUCUUUCUCGACAUGUCGCCUCGACCGGAACUACACAACGAAAGGCGGAUGCCGUCCCACUGAACUAUCCUAAGACAUUCUAUCUGGAUAGGUUCAUGUUCCGAAACCUCGAACUGGCGAAUCGAAAGAAGGCGCAGGAACAACAAUACCAACGGGAGAUCCAAGAUCUGACGAGUCAGAGGGAGGCGCUUACCACGUUCGAUGGCCGGGACGCGAUACAAGAUUUGAAAAACUCGAUCUACUACUACGAGAAAGUAGCCCACGCGAAUGGCGACCAAGCGCGGCAGCAAACCUUGGACUAUACCGUAAAUCAGCUGAAGGACGUCUUGACCAUGGUUGAAAGCAAGGUAGAGGGUAUUGAUCGCAGGAUACAAGAGCUAGAAGCGCUAGCUGCGGAUGUGUACAAUGUCCCUGAACUCCAGCAGUUCCGAUAUGACCUUCGCGCUGUCCUGAUGCAUACCGGUCUGCCUGGAAGAAAGCAAAUGUACUCCUAUGUCCAGGACGUGGAGGGCGUAUGGUGGAAGACUUGUGACUACGAGGUCACAGAGGUCACUGAAGAAACGGUCCUCACGGACCCAGCAGGGCUACACCUGUCAGCCGGACCUUUCCUCUUACUUUACAGCAUGCAUCUAUCAGACGAAGAGCUGCGACGCCCAGUUCAGUGGCCUGAAAUCUUCGCGAAACCAACUGAAGAAAAUAACCGCAAGUUCCUGUCGAUGCUUCCCCCAGAGAUCGCGAGCAAGGCCAAGAAGCGUCGCUCACUACCCAUACCGCCCACUACACCUCGCUCGACUACUCCAUCCAGGACGGGCCAGUACCUUUCGCCACAGCGGUCGGCGACUCUGGGGCCGCGUCCGAGUCCCGUUAGUCGAUCCAAUUCCAAGGUUUCCGAGACGAUGACAGUGGAUUAGUGGAGCACCCCUCGAUUUUUUGUACUAUGAUAUUGGACUUUGCUGUAUUACACGACACAUGUAUAAUCACGAUAUGUACAAUACUACCGCCUUGG
Molecule: messenger RNA, 2075 nt
Organism: Coprinopsis cinerea okayama7#130
Lineage: Eukaryota; Fungi; Basidiomycota; Agaricomycetes; Agaricales; Psathyrellaceae
Exons: 11
Coding region: 1-1980 (659 amino acids)
Biological process (GO): protein deubiquitination
Cellular component (GO): nucleus; cytosol
Molecular function (GO): cysteine-type deubiquitinase activity
Source: RefSeq, a predicted model, not a curated record